Molecule: messenger RNA, 1482 nt
Organism: Miscanthus lutarioriparius
Lineage: Eukaryota; Viridiplantae; Streptophyta; Magnoliopsida; Poales; Poaceae
Source: the annotation of a GenBank genome assembly
AUGACGGAGAUGGUGGUGGCGGCUCGGGCGCCGGCCCCGGCGGCGGGGAGGUGGGGCGCGGCGCCGCCGCAGGAGCUGCUGGAGAGGCUCAAGGACUACGGCCAGGAGGGCGCCUUCGCCUUCUGGGAUGAGCUCGCGCCCGAGGAGCGCGACCACCUCAUCCGGGACAUUGAGAGCCUAGAUCUUCCGAGGAUUGAUCGGAUCAUUCGAUGCUCACUUAGAUCACAAGGUGCUCCUGUACCGACCUUUGAGCCUGUGCCAGAGUCAAGUGUCUCGACGGUGGACGACAGAACUCCUGAGGACAAAGAAAGGUGGUGGAGGAGAGGCUUGAGAGCCAUUUCAGAGGGGAAGUUGGCCGUUGUUUUGUUGGCUGGUGGCCAGGGGACUAGGCUUGGCAGUUCUGACCCUAAGGGAUGUUUCAGUAUCGGGCUUCCAUCUAGGAAGUCACUUUUCCAACUACAAGCUGAACGGAUUUUGUGUAUUCAGAAGCUGGCUGCUCAAUGCACUGACGCCCCAGGUAGCACAGUACCAAUUCACUGGUAUAUAAUGACUAGUCCCUUUACCGAUGAAGCGACCCGAAAGUUCUUUGAAACCCACAGAUAUUUUGGUUUAGAGCCUAAUCAAGUGACAUUUUUCCAGCAGGGUACUAUUCCAUGUGUAUCUCAUGAUGGAAGAUUUAUUAUGGAGACACCAUAUAAGGUAGCAAAGGCUCCCGAUGGCAAUGGCGGAGUAUAUGCUGCUCUAAAAUCUAAAAGGUUGCUCGAUGAUAUGGCUGCAAAAGGUGUUAAGUAUGUAGAUUGCUAUGGAGUUGAUAAUGUAUUGGUCCGUGUUGCAGAUCCAACAUUCCUAGGAUACUUCAUUGACAGAGGUGCAUCUGCUGCCGCUAAGGUUGUCAGGAAGGCAUAUCCACAAGAGAAAGUUGGAGUAUUUGUUCAGCGUGGAAAGGGUGGACCCCUCUCUGUAGUUGAAUACAGUGAAAUGGAUGCAGCUAUGACAACUGAAAUCAAUCAAACUACUGGCCGCCUUCGUUAUUGCUGGAGCAAUGUCUGCUUGCAUAUGUUCACUUUGGAUUUUCUGAACCAAGUGACAAACAGUCUUGAAAAGGAUAGCAUUUACCAUCUAGCGGAGAAGAGAAUUCCUUCAGUCCAUGGGUACACAUCAGGCUUAAAGCUUGAACAAUUUAUAUUUGAUGUGUUCAACUAUUCUCCUUCAACAGCUCUUUUUGAGGUUUUGCGUGAGGAGGAAUUUGCUCCAGUGAAGAAUGCUAAUGGUGCAACUUAUGACACUCCUGAUAGUGCCAGAUUAAUGCUGCUUCGGCUUCAUAGCCGAUGGGUGGUUGCUGCAGGUGGCUUCUUGACUCAUUCUGUGCCCUUGUACAUGACAGGAGUUGAAGUUUCUCCGCUUUGCUCUUAUGCUGGAGAGAAUCUGGAAGCCAUAUGCAGAGGAAGAACAUUCCAUGCACCAAGUGAGAUUUCAUUCUAG